Thamnophis elegans (Western terrestrial garter snake) is the source of this 2716-nucleotide messenger RNA. It is a transcript of the gene ISOC1, whose product is annotated as isochorismatase domain containing 1. Gene Ontology annotation, cellular component: cytoplasm. The transcript is spliced from 6 exons. Lineage: Eukaryota; Metazoa; Chordata; Lepidosauria; Squamata; Natricidae. The record is from RefSeq and is a predicted model, not a curated record. Bases 630 to 1739 code for a protein of 369 amino acids.
GACACAUACCAUACAUGAAAUAUGUUAAUUUGGAAUUCUUCUAGUUAAUUUUCAGUAGCGGGCAAUUUUAUCAUCUCAGAGUGCAACAAAGUUAUGUGGAAUGUUUGGAUCCAGAAAAGUAAUUUGUCACUGGGUUCUAACUUUAAUAAUUGGGCUUAAAUUUGAUUUUGUAAGCCAUCUUAAAAAAAGGAAUGGCAUGAUUCUCUCUGCUUGACAUUAUUCCACAUCACUAUCUACACCACCUUUCCAUUUUCUCGGUUCGCUACAUGCACUGGAGGUACCGUAAUCCACAGCAGCCGGGCACAGCUGGCAUGGCCCCUGUUGAGGAGGGGAACGGGCACGAGUCUAGCCUCCCAAGAGACCGCCCUCUCUUCUAAACCUCCUCUUCAGACGCUCCACGGCGAAGGCUUUGGACACGAGCCGCAGCUCCCAGCGGCAGCGUCUCAUUGCCGUCCCGGUCCGCUGCCUCUACAGCCCAAGGUGCCCGCCCGUCUGCGCACCAGUGGGAGCGAGGCUCGCGCUCUCUUCCCCACCCCACGGCUUGCUUCCCAAUUCAAGAGGGGAGCAGCGACCUCUCCCCUUCCGCGUCCACACCUGGCGGUGCCUCGCCCGUCCCAGGACAGGUUCCUAUGGUGAGAAGGAGGAGCAGAAGCCGCGAUUGGGGGCCGCCGGCGCCUCCCGUCUGGCCAGGCGGCGGCGACGACGACAGGAGGAGGAGGAGCUGCGCCGGCGGAGCGGAACUGGAGCGGCUGCCCGCGAAUAUGGCGGCGGCGGCGGAGCAGCAGCUUUCGGAAGCCUCUGCCGUCGUCGCCCCUCUCCCGCUCAGCGGCGGUGGCGGCGGUGGCGGCGGCUCUGGGUCUGUGCCGGUGCCGGUGCCGGUGCUCUUUUGCUUCUCGGUCUUCGCCAGGCCUUCGACGGUGCCACACGGCUCCGGCUACGAGAUGCUAAUUCAGAAGUUCUUGAGCCUUUACGGCGACCAGCUCGACAUGCACCGCAAGUUUGUGGUGCAGCUCUUUUCCGAGGAGUGGAGCCAAUACAUCGACCUGCCCAAGGGCUUCCUGGUGAAUGAGCGGUGCAAACUGCGCCUCGUGCCCCUGCAGAUACAGAUAACAACAUUGGGCAAUCUCACACCAUCCAGCACUGUGUUUUUCUGUUGUGAUAUGCAAGAAAGAUUCAGACCUGCUAUCAAGUAUUUUGGAGAUAUUAUCAGCGUAAGCCAACGAUUGCUUCAAGGUGCACGGAUUUUAGGAAUCCCAAUCAUUGUAACCGAACAGUAUCCUAAAGGUCUUGGAAGCACCGUUCAAGAAAUUGACUUAACUGGAGCUAAACUUGUUUUACCCAAAACAAAGUUUUCUAUGGUCUUGCCUGAAGUUGAGGCUGCUAUAGCAGAAAUACCUGGAAUCCGCAGCGUUGUUUUAUUUGGAGUAGAAACUCAUGUAUGCAUUCAGCAGACAGCACUAGAAUUAAUUGGCAGAGGUUUGGAAGUUCAUAUUGUGGCUGAUGCAACCUCUUCAAGAAGUAUGAUGGACAGAAUGUUUGCUCUGGAGCAUGUUUCCUUUAUGGGACGGAUUUCUCAGAAUAAAGACACAAAGCGCCUUGCUCGCACUGGGAUUAUUGUUACCACUAGUGAAGCCGUAUUGUUGCAGCUGAUAGCUGACAAAGAUCAUCCCAAAUUCAAAGAAAUCCAGAACCUCAUUAAAGCAAGUGCUCCAGAGUCAGGACUUCUUUCUAAAGUAUAAAUACACUUAAAAGAAUUUGACAAAGGAAAAUGAAUACAUAAAUACACACUAUCACAUGGAGAUGUAUAAUCUCUCCUACACGCCUAUCAAUUGAUGUAUUUUGCCUGCCUUAGCAGAAUUUGUUAUAUUAUGCGUUCCAGGUGCUGGUAUAUUCUAUAGUUGUAGCUCUUUGAGUCUUGGAGCACCGUAGGGUCAUUUUCUGUUCAUAAUAAAGUUUAAAAUAGAGGUACAUGUUUGUCAGUAUUGUACCCACUGAUUGUAAUUUAACUCCUCAAAAGCAACCCCCGUAUUUUUGUGAAACCUUUUUGACUGAAUGAAUAAAUGUACUGUGGAAUUGUAUUACUAUUUGUAUAAUUAAUGCAGUGACAUAGAUAAACGUGUUAAUUAUGUUUUAACAUUUAACAUUCUAUGAAUGGAACAAUAUUUUAAAUGAAACGGGAUACAGAGAAGAUGCUUAAUCAUUAGAGAAGGCAAUAAUAUAAAUGCAUAAUUAUUUGUGAUAUAGCUAGGGUGGUUCUUAAUUAUUCAGGACUUUAUUAAAUGCUGUUGCAAAAUCAUUUAUUGAAAGUUUUUAACUAGAAAAUUCUAAAAUGUUCACUUCCAAAUCCCAAGCAAUUCUGUCAACUUGUUAAUAGGAAUAUAAGAGAGAUUGAUGAGACUGAAGUAGGAAAUUUUAUUUUACUUUUAAAUAUUCAAAACAAGAUGCUCAAGCUUCUCAUUUCCAAAUGUUGAAAUAACUUCUUUCUGGAUGUGUUCAGGGAUUUAUUUUUAAUCCAUGAAUGUAUAGAUUUAAUGAACUCCAUCUGGUUUCUGCAUUAAUUCUGGUAAAUUAAAGAUGUAGUAAAACCUGCAUCAGUUUUAUGCUGCAUUUUGAAAUACAGAUGCUGAAUACUGUUUUAAAAAAAGCCUGAUUUAAUAGAGUGUACUGUUUUUGAUGUACUGUUUUAUAGCUAGAAAUAAAUUUGAGUAAUCCUGUU